UCUCUCUCUCAAUAAUAUAUAUUGUAUAUAUUUUUUUUUUAAAAAAGAAAAAAGAAAAGAAAAAGGCCGAGAGGAACUGAGGAAGAGUCGCCAAACCCCACAUCACAUCCCCAAAGAAAAGAAUAGCAAGACGAAGGAAAGAAAGUAAAAAAACUCGAUUUUCCCGAGAAACAAACAAACGAAAAACAAUCCAACACACACAAUUCAGACUCUUCAGAAUUCUCUCUUCUCCAAUUCUCCAUAUGUGAUGCAUCAGAAGAAAUCAGAAGCUCAGAUCGGAAAAGAAAGCACCGGCGUCUCUUCCGAAUUCAACCCUAAUCCCCACAACAACAUCAACAUCAGCAAUCCCUUUUCCUCUGCGAUUCCAAUCCAAACCCUCAACAGCCACAACUUUCACCCCUUCUCUUCAUCGCCGCCGUCGCCAUCGCCGCAGCCGCCGCCGCAGCAAUCUCAAGAACACUCUCUCGUGAUCCCCCCGACGACGCCAUACAAGCGUCCUCUUCCGAACCCUAACAAUUCCUCUCCCCUCUCCAAAUCCCCCACUCUCUACAAGCUCCGAAACGACGCCGUCCGCCGCGCCGCCGGGCCCACCUCCCUCUCCGCCAAGGCCGUCGUUUUCCGCCUCGUGCGGCGCGUCAACCGCCUCCGGCGCCUCGUAAUCCUGGUCUCUCUUCCUUUCUUCUACUUCCUCGUCUCUCAUCCCAGCCACUCGUUCCUCCUCGAUUUUCUCUCCGCCUUCGCCUUCUCGGCCGCGCUUUUGCUCUCCCUCAACCUCGCCCUCCCUCGGCUCCCUUCGAUACGGCUCUUCCUCUCCCGGUCUCUGCCGCUGAAGCUGAUCUCUCCUUCCUCAAUCUCCAGGCCUCCCUUGCCGGUCUUCUGGUCGAUUGGGUCUCGCGCGGCCAGGGCGGAGAAGCGGCCCAACAGCAGCAGUGGGUGCUGGGUUCAGGUGUACCGAAACGGCGACGUUUACGAGGGAGAGUUCCACAAGGGGAAGUGCUCCGGGAGUGGAGUGUAUUACUAUUACAUGAGUGGGAGAUACGAAGGGGACUGGGUCGACGGGAAGUACGACGGUUACGGGGUCGAGACAUGGGCGAGGGGAAGCCGAUAUCGCGGGCAGUACAGACAGGGACUGAGGCAUGGAUUUGGGGUGUACAGGUUCUACACGGGCGAUGUUUAUGCUGGGGAGUGGUCUAAUGGGCAGAGCCACGGCUGCGGAGUUCACACGUGCGACGACGGGAGCCGUUAUGUUGGGGAGUUCAAGUGGGGCGUCAAACACGGCCUUGGCCACUACCAUUUCAGGUGGAUUGCUAUUCUUAAUUCGCUCAUGAAAUUAGAAAAAGUUCUCAAUGCAGUACAGGAAGCAAGAAGAGCGGCAGAGAAAGCUUAUGAUGUGGCCAAGGUGGAUGAAAGGGUCAACCGGGCUGUAGCCGCUGCAAACAGGGCGGCAAAUGCGGCUAGAGUAGCAGCGGUAAAAGCCGUCCAGAAACAGAUGCAUCAAAAUAGUAACAAUGACAAUAUUCCAAUUCCAGUCUUGUGAGACUCCUAACUGCACCUCAUUCGUCAGAACUAUUACAUCUCAUUCUGAUGGCAACAACAACAAAAAAGAGAAAAAAAAAAAGGCGCUGGCUGCCUUUGGCAGUUUUUCCUUUCCGGAGUAGCCUUCAUUCAGCUUUUCAUGCUCCGUGCUUUAUCUUCUCUUCUCUUUUGGCAUCUUGCUUUGAGAGAGCUUCGGGUUCAAUCUCAGUUGAAGUUUAGUAGAACUAAAGAGGGGUUUAAAAUGUCAAAUCUGUAUUUCUUUUAGAUGUAUGUAUACAACUCAGAAAAGAAAGAGCAACGAGUAUGGCGUCCGCAAGUUUGAGAUAGAAAGAAGAGAGGAUGAAGAAGAUAAAUGGCGUCCAUAAAGUAACUAAUUUUUGUUUUUCUUCGAUCCGAUGUUUUGGUUCAUUUUUGUAAAGAUGAGUUUUAGAUGUAAAAUGUAAGAGAGCUGGUACCGUUUUUAUGUGAAUUGAAUUGUUGCCAUUUUACAGAAGUUGAAUAUUGUCGGAGAAUAAUGAGGAUAACCAAAUGCGUUAUUUGGUCCCAUUGGCUUAAUAAUGUAAUAGAUGGAAAAUUGUAGGAAAUGAGUCUUUUUGGAAGUAGAAACAGCAUAUUUGCUUUAGCUG
Molecule: messenger RNA, 2162 nt
Organism: Morus notabilis
Lineage: Eukaryota; Viridiplantae; Streptophyta; Magnoliopsida; Rosales; Moraceae
Exons: 4
Coding region: 248-1537 (429 amino acids)
Source: RefSeq, a predicted model, not a curated record